AUGGUAAAAUAGAAUUUGAUAAAGAAAAGAAGAAAAUUAAAAAGUAAUAGAAAAACACUAUAAAGAGAUCCUUUUUAAAUUAUUUUUCAAUAAUUACCUUUUAUUAUUGAAUUCGAAAAUAAAAAAAAUUAUUUUAAAUACUAAAUAUAAAAUAUUAGAUAAUAAUGCAAAAGCUAAUAUAAGAAAAUUGCUAUUACAGUAAGAAGAAAUCAAAUUUUUGAAGAUUCUUUUAACUAAAUAAAUAAUUUAAAACAAGAAUAAUUAAAAUGUAAAUUUGUUAUUGAAUUCCAAGAUGAAGAAGGUGUCGAUGCCGGUGGUUUACUAAGAGAAUGGUUUCUUUAAUUAUCAAAAGCUAUGCUUAACCCAGAUUAUUUACUUUUCAAACCUUCUAAUACUGGAAAUACAUAUUAACCCAAUUAAAAUUCUUAUUUUAAUGAAAACCAUUUAGAUUAUUUUAAAUUUAUAGGAAGAAUAGUUGGAAAAGUAAUUAUUAUUUAAAAAAAAAAUUAAUAUAAUUAAUAUAAAUUUUUAUUUUUUCUAAAAAAGGCUCUAUUUGAAGGAUAAAUGCUCGAAGCUUAUUUUACAAGAUCUUUUUAUAAACAUAUAUUAGGAUAACCUUUAACAUAUCAUGAUAUAUAAGAUUAAGAUUAUGAUUUUUAUAAAAGUUUAAAAUGGUUAAUAGAGACUGAUAUAACUAAUUUUACUGAUUUAGCUUUUAGGUUUUUUUUUUUUUUUUUUUUUAAGAAAUAUAUUUAUAUUUUUAAUAGUUUUGAGGAAAAUUAAUUUGGUAAAUAUGAAUAAAUAGAACUCAUUCCUAAUGGAAAGAAUAUAACUGUUACAGAAGAAAAUAAAUAUUAAUAUGUAAAAUUGAUUUGUUAUGCUAAAAUGGCUAAAAAUAUAAAAGUGUAAAUUGAAAAAUUCCUUGAAGGUUUUCAUGAACUUAUUCCUCAUGAUUUAAUUGAAAUAUUUAAUUCUUAAGAAUUAGAGUUAAUUAUUUCUGGUUUACCAGAAAUUGAUAUAUAAGAUCUUAAAGAAAAUACUGAAUAUUAAAAUUAUACCAAAAAUAGUAAAGUUAUUGCUUGGUUCUGGGAAGUAUUAGAAAAUUACGAUGAAGCAUAAAAAGCAUCUUUUCUAUAAUUUGUUACAGGUUUAUAUUAAUAUAAUUUUUUAUUUUUUUUAAAUAUAAGAAUUUUUUUUAAUAUAGGAACAUCUAAAGUACCGCUUGAAGGAUUCAAAUAAUUAAGAGGUAUUUCAGGAUUAUAAAAAUUCUAAAUUCAUAAAAGUUAUGAUAUAUCUAAACUUCCAACAGCUCAUACAUGGCAAAAAACGAAUAUUAUAUAUUUUUUAUUAUUAUUUAUUUAUUAUUAUUUAUAAAAAUAAUAGCUUUAAUUAACUUGA
Molecule: messenger RNA, 1398 nt
Organism: Ichthyophthirius multifiliis
Lineage: Eukaryota; Ciliophora; Oligohymenophorea; Hymenostomatida
Exons: 2
Biological process (GO): protein polyubiquitination; positive regulation of protein catabolic process; proteasome-mediated ubiquitin-dependent protein catabolic process
Molecular function (GO): ubiquitin-protein transferase activity
Source: RefSeq, a predicted model, not a curated record